AUGGACGCGUCGUCGUCGGACGUGAGCCCCGAUGUGGUCGCCAUCACGCUCAACGCCGACUCGGACGACGACAGGAUGAUUGAGAUGCGUACGUACUGCGCCAGUGAGCACUGCACGAGUGUGUGGUUCCAGGCGCCUCUUCCCGCGCACACCGGCGUCUUCUACGAGCACGACCUCAAGGUGUACGACUACAUACAGCUGCUCUUGCACAUCUUUGACCCCAAGCCACUGCACUUUUGCACCAAGUGCCACGAGACGCUCUCGGCCACCGAGAAGGCGCAGUGCAGUGGCCACGACGGCUUCUGGACCAUCUGUGGCACGUCCCGCGCCGAAAAGUACGACCUCUACGUCUCCUUUGUCUCGCUCUGCCAGCGCUGUGCGAUGCCGCUACUGCUCUCCCUUCUCUGCUUCCCGCUUCUGGCGCUACUGGAGGCGCUUCGGUGCCCGCUGCCAGCCAAAGUCACCGAGCUCUGGGCGCACCUGCCCCGCUUCCACGCCUUCCUGUCGUGGGCCUACCUCUGGGCGACGUACGCCAGCAUCGUUCUCUCGGUGCCGUUCACCGCGCAAGUGCUUUUCUGGGGCCUCCUUGAGCUCUACACGGUCUUCCUCCUCGUCGUCGGUCUCGCCUUUGCGAGGACGCUCAAGCAGCGCGGCCGGUACUCUGCGCGCUACGAGAUCUUCUUCGCGCUCCAGGCGGUCGUGUUUCCGAGCGCGUGCCUCCUCCUCCCGCUCAAUCUGAUCUUGUCGAUCCCGAACAUGCACCUCCUCGGCGUAUCGAUGGACCUGAGGACGCUGCAGCUCGUCGACGACCAUGACGUGCCGUUGGAGCCGAGCUUUCUGCCCAAGCACUUUGCGUCGACGCGGCUCGUACAGUCGAUUCGGCAGAAGCUCGUCAAGUGGGCGGUCCGGCUCGUCGUGCUCGUCAACUCGACAAUGGGACUCAACUUGAUCCUGAUGUUGUCGUGGACGACAUGGGUGCUGCCGACGACGUCCAUUCUUCUUCCCGGCUUCAACACGUUGGUCAACUCGCCCGACAACGUCCUCUACAACAUCACGGGGCACGGGACCUCGAGUUGCACACCAGGUAUCUGGAGCUUUAAGCUCGAGCCGACGCCGACCACCGCCCUUGGUCUCCCGACGCUCGUGGUUUGGUUUGCGACCGAUAAGAAGGAGCCAGCGCUCUUCCGCUUGGAGAACGCAGCGUCGCUCGACGUGCGCAGCCAAGAAAGCACGUCGUUUUCGUUUCUCGCGAAGAACGGGCAGGCAGGCUUGAGCUUCCUCGGUACCUUUUACAAUACGACGUGCGACCAGGUGAAGUCGCUCACGCCGCACAUCGAGACUGUCUACGCAGACAUUUCGAUCCAGCACUACUUGGAUCUCGUGCCUGGCACGCGCGGCGUGGCGCCGAUCCCGGGCUUUCUCGUGACGAAAUUCCUCUUCCAAAUGUGCUUCAUUCCGCAGUGCGUCGGAACGUGCACGCUGGCCAUCUGGACGCUGUGGCGGCAGUUUGACGCGCUCACGCCGCGCAUCAAUCUGGCGCGAGGCCGGAACGUCGUCGCGUGGUUCCGCCUUCGCUGCGCCGUGGUCGCGACCGUCAAGCUCUACGCGACAUUUGUCCAAGCGCUUGUGCCGCUCGCCAUGGUACAGUUUCUCGUUGCUGCCGGUGGCCUCGCGGUCUACUGCCUCACGGGCACUGCGCCAAUGCCGACGUACUACCUCCUCCUCACCGCGCUCGCAGGGUCGCUCUCGAUCUUGCUCUACCUCUUCCCGCUCUCGUCGGUCGUGUCGCUCCAAGCCAACCACGCUGACACGCUGCGCGUGCACUUGCUCCAGCUGCAAGACGACCGCUUCUUGAACGAGGCCGAAGACAACCGCCGUAUUGAGUACUUCAAGGCGCUCAUCGACAAGAUCGACCACCACGACGACUACAUCCGGUACUGGGGCAAGCGUCUCUCGCCCGACCAGCUGCUCGGGCUUAGCGUCACGCUAGCGUCUGGCAUCUCGUUUGUCGUGACCAAGUCGGUCCAGUUCAGCUGGUCGCCGCUCAACCCAUGGUACAUUUCCUAUUAA
Saprolegnia parasitica CBS 223.65 is the source of this 2070-nucleotide messenger RNA. RefSeq lists its product as hypothetical. The transcript is spliced from 2 exons. Bases 1 to 2070 code for a protein of 689 amino acids. Lineage: Eukaryota; Oomycota; Saprolegniomycetes; Saprolegniales; Saprolegniaceae. The record is from RefSeq and is a predicted model, not a curated record.